Messenger RNA from Prorocentrum cordatum, 1517 nucleotides. The record is from the annotation of a GenBank genome assembly. Lineage: Eukaryota; Dinophyceae; Prorocentrales; Prorocentraceae.
UGCAGGAGGCGCUCCGGCUCCUCCCUGCCGUGGCCGCGCCGUGGAGGGCGGACUCCGCCACGCCGUCGGCGGCGCCGGAGGCUCUGCUUCAGCGGCUGCUGCAGCUGGCGCGCGAGCAGUCCGCGCUGCCCGCGCUUCUGGUGAGGCUGCAGGGCUGCGGGCUCGUCACGGUCCGCACGGUGGAGAUCCUCCUGGCCGGCUGCGUGCAGAGCGGCACCCCCGCGGAGGCCCGGCAGGUCAUGGCGUCGGCGGCCGCGUGCGGCCUGGAGCACACGGACGCCAUGCGUUGCCAUUUUGUGCGGAGCCUCGGGUCGGAGCGGCGUCUCAAGGAGGCCACGGAGGUCUUCGAGGCCAGCCCGGAGCGGUCGACGUGCCUCCGGAACACGCUGCUCGACAUCCAGAAGAGUGUGGGGACCUGAGGGCCGCCGAGAAGGUCAUGGCGGAGGCGAAGGCCGUCGGCGGGGCCGACGUCGUCACGCACAACACGAUGAUCAAGGCGUACCUCAGCAGCGGCGACACGCGGCGCGCGCGCGCGGCCGUCGGGGCCAUGCGGGCGGACGGGCUCGCGCCGAACUGCGUGACCUUCAACGAGCUCAUCGACGCGUCGGUCAAGGCGUGCGGCGAGGACACCUGGGAGCUGAUCGAGGAGAUGCGCGCGUGCGGGCUGGAACCGAACCAGGUCACGUGCUCCAUCCUCCUGAAGAGCAUCCAGCGCUCGUCCAGGGCCUUCGACGUGGAGCGGACGCUCGCGAUCCUUGACGCCACGAGCGAGGGCAUGGACGAGGUGCUGCUCUCGUCGGUCUGCGAGGCGUGCAUCCGCUCCAACCGCGCCGACCUGCUGGCCAGCCAGCUGCGGAGGCAGCGCGCGCAGCGGCAAGUGCUGCUCCGCGGCGCCCACACGUUCGGCAGCGUCAUUCGCGCAUACGGCUUCGUCGGGGACCUCCAGGGCGUGUGGGACACGUGGAACGACAUGCGUGCGCGCGGCAUCCUGCCGACGAGCAUCACCAUGGGGUGUAUGGUCGAGGCGCUCGUCGUAAACGACGGCCCCGACGCGGGGUACGCCCUCAUCCGCAAGGCCCUCGCGGACGCUCAGAUGCGCCCGCUGGUCAACGUCAUCAUCUACAACUCCGUGCUGAAGGGCUUCGCGCAGAAGAAGCAGUUCGAGCAGGUGUGGAACGUGCACCGCGAGAUGCUUGAGGAGGGGCUGCAGCUCACCGUCACCACCUACAACACUCUGGUCGACGCGUGCGCCAGGAGCCGCGACAUGGCGCGCAUCCCGGCGCUGCUGGCGGAGAUGCAGAAGCUGAAGGUCGAGCCUAACGUCAUCACCUACAGCACGAUCCUGAAGGGCUACUGCCAGGAGAACCGCCUGGACAAGGCCUUCCAGCUGCUGGAUGAGAUGAAGGGCACCAAGGACUUCCGCCCGGACGAGAUCACCUAUAACACGCUUUUAGACGGCUGCGCGCGCUACGGCCUGUUCGAGCGCGGCAUGGAUCUGUUGCGCGACAUGGAGGACG